UAUAAUAAUAAUAAUACCUGAAUCUCUUUGGUGUACUUACUGUUAUAUGAUAAAUCAUCAAUCUCAUUUCAAUUUAAAUGUAUUAGAACCAAUGUCUUCUCCUUCAUUCAAGAAAUCCUGUUUCUUGCAUUUAAUAUAAAGUGUAUAUGCUUUCUUUUUUUAAGUUACAGUGACAGUAUGUCAAAAAAACAACAGGUUUUUACAUUAAAAAUCAUGUUCAAAGAUGAGUCAAAAAAUGAGGAUUGUUUAAAUAUCAUGAGUGACUAUGAGGACCAAAUAAUAGAGUUGUACACAAAGGCAUAUGGUAAUGCAGAUAUGUUAGAUAGGCAUGGGGUUGUUUUGGGUGGAGAUAUGCUGACCAGGGAGAGGCUGCAAAAUGCCAAAAAUAUAAGACUGUUAGCAUUGACACCAAGGUGUCGCUUUCAACAUUUGGCUCCAGUGACAUGUGAACUGUGGCAUGUCAAGCAAGAUCUUUUGGCCAAAGCAUAUAAAGCGCUUUAUAAGCAAGAAUCCUUAGGACAGUGUGGGACUUUGUUCCAUUUGAAAACUGUUCUAAGGAGAAUGAAUGCAAAUGGCAAUGUGAAGUCUAACUACAAAGCACAUGAAGAGUUGCUGUUGCUGAUUGUUAAAGCGUUGAUUUGCAUAGUGGCAGAUGACCUACCUCACAGCUCAGAACAAAAUAGAGAUACUGUGCUGAGUCACAUAUUCUCCAAGAUUUACAGUUAA
Messenger RNA from Mytilus trossulus (common blue mussel), 726 nucleotides. RefSeq lists its product as uncharacterized. The record is from RefSeq and is a predicted model, not a curated record. The transcript has 3 exons. NCBI's taxonomy places the organism in Eukaryota, Metazoa, Mollusca, Bivalvia, Mytilida, Mytilidae. Bases 178 to 726 code for a protein of 182 amino acids.